AACCGACGCCCCUUGCGGGCUUCUUUUCCUCUGACUUCCGGAGAUCGCACCUUUUCUUUUAUUUUCCUCUCCGAUAUCCGUCUCCCCGCCGACCCUCUCCCGAUCCGAACACGGUCGUAGAGAAGAGGAAGAGAAAGGAGAGGAAGGGAAGGCGUCUGAAUUCUUUUUAUAAUUUUUCCUUUCGGGAAUCACGACAAUAUGGGGCCAGGAAGAAGAGUAGGAGGAUCCGCGGGUCUGCGCUUGGUGCUGUCCCUGGCGAUGGCCUCUCUCUUGGCCUUGCCGGCCCGAUCCCUCCGCUUCGACCUCCAGUCGGGGCAGACCAAGUGCAUCUCCGAGGACAUCAAGCUUAACGCCAUGGCCGUCGGCAAGUACGGCGUCGUCAACCCCGCCGACUCCGGCCCCCUCCCCGAUUCCCACCGCGUCACCGUCCGGGUUACGUCGCCCUACGGGAACAGCAUCCACUUUGCUGAGAGCGUGGAGUUGGGGAAUUUUGCUUUCACUGCGAACGAGGCAGGGGACUACCUGGCGUGCUUCUGGACGCCCGUCCACAAGCCGGCCGCUACGGUGACGCUCGAAUUCGACUGGAGGACCGGCGUCGCCGCCAAGGACUGGACGAAUGUCGCCAAGAAGGGGCAGAUUGAUCUUAUGGAGCUGGAGUUAAAGAAACUGGGGGAUACUGUUAAGUCGAUCCAUGAUGAAAUGUUCUAUCUUCGUGAAAGGGAGGAGGAAAUGCAAGACAUGAACAGAACGACCAAUUCUAGGAUGGCAUGGCUAAGUUUCCUUUCACUUCUUGUGUGUUUAUCAGUGGCAGCCUUGCAGUUAUGGCAUCUAAAGACGUUUUUUGAGAGAAAGAAGCUGCUUUAAUCCUAUUUUAAUCACAGUAUGUGCCAGUCGUCAUUGUAGGUGUGGGAUUUUUUUUUUUUUUUUGCCUUUUUAAAAGUAGGCUGGAGAACUGCAUGUAUUUGACUUGUGCAAUGUAGUCUUAAAGAGCUAUGGAACUAGGCCCUUUGAUCACUAAACCUGCUGAGUGUUUGCAUAAAGUCCACGUGUUUCCCAUUAACAUAUGAUCUAAGUUCCAUUAUGUCA
This is a messenger RNA of Phoenix dactylifera (date palm), 1086 nucleotides long. RefSeq names its product transmembrane emp24 domain-containing protein p24delta9-like. Lineage: Eukaryota; Viridiplantae; Streptophyta; Magnoliopsida; Arecales; Arecaceae. The record is from RefSeq and is a predicted model, not a curated record.